AAGUGUCAAAAACAAAAGUCUUAAAUUCAGUCAACCGUUUCACCCUAUCUACCGUCACUUUGUUCUUCGUCCAACAGUUUCAUGGUCGCGCAGGUAGAAGACGAAUUAGAUCGUAAAAAAACCAGAACAAAACAAAAUUUCUCAUUGACAAACACAGAGAAAGCGGUCGUAUGCGACAAUUCUUCUGUUUUUCUUUGCAGGAACGCUUUGAUUCUCGAUUUCGUUGAAUCUGAAGGAAAUCGGAUUACGUUUGUUUCGACAGGAUUCAGAGGCGAUCGAACGGUCGAUCGAUAAUCGAAAUCGCUGCAUGAUUGAUAAAGAGAGGGAUCGAGGAGUAGCUUAGGGCAUAUAGAGGGUAGAGGUUAGGGGUAGAGAGAGGAGAAGGAAGAGGAGAAAGAGAGGGCCAAAGGAGGCUACUUUGAGAAACUAUGUCUGCCGUAGUGUGCGGGAAGAGAUCUCUAUUCGAGGACUAUCCUGCUACUUCACCUCCCGUUUCCAAGAGAAUCCGUUGUUCUUCUUCCUCUCCCGUUCGUUUCUCUCCGCCUAGAUCCUUCUCUAAUCGCUCUGCGCUGGUUGACCAUCUCCUGGAAAAAUUUCCUGAAAUGGACAAACAGCUCAUUGAGAAAGCUCUUGAAGAAUGCGGAGAUGACUUGGAUUCGGCUAUCAGAAGUUUGACUGAACUUCGUUUGGGAUCUCGUGAUAGAAAUUUGGGUACUGUGGCUGGCAGACCUGAAAUAUCUCUGGAGGCAAAUGCUCAACUUCAAGCACAAGGUGUUGUACAUUCUAAUGGAGAGUUUCCUGUGCCUGAGGAUCCAUCAGCUCCAUCAAACUUACAAAUGGAUGGUGCAGAAUGGGUGGAACUUUUUGUCCAAGAAAUGAUGAGUUCCUCCAAUAUUGAUGAUGCUAGAGCUCGUGCAUCUAGAGCGUUGGAAGUUCUGGAGAAGUCUAUCCAUUCCCGUGCAGGAGCAGAGGCCGCCCAAAGCUUUCAGCAGGAAAAUAUGGUGUUGAAGGAGCAAGUGGAAGCACUGCUCCACGAGAACACCAUUCUCAAGCGGGCAGUGGCUAUUCAGCAUGAGCGACAGAAAGAGUUUGAAGAUAGGAGUCAGGAAUUGCAACAACUGAAGCAACUGUUAGCCCAGUAUCAGGAGCAGUUGAGGACCUUGGAGGUUAACAACUAUGCAUUAACAAUGCAUCUGAAGCAGGCUGAGCAAAGCAACUCUAUCCCUGGGCAUUUUCACCCUGAUGUUUUCUAGAGGUCGGCGAAUGUGUUAGUGCUGCUCGGAGGAUGGAUCAUAUGCAGGUGUAAUCAGAGCAGACAUGAAAAGCCAGCCACGUUUUGUAGGCACUUCAUGUAUGUUUAGUGCCCAACUUGGCAGGGUUUUCUUUCUAUGUUCAAAUUGUUUGCUGUUAAUUAAUUAAGCUUAUUGACUUCAUUCAAAUACAUUGUUAAACAGAAUUGUGUUAUCUACUUAAUCUUUAAGCUCAAUUCUCAGUGCUUUGCACAGCUGUUUUAUAUUA
This is a messenger RNA of Tripterygium wilfordii, 1518 nucleotides long. RefSeq lists its product as uncharacterized. Gene Ontology annotation, molecular function: ubiquitin binding. Bases 429 to 1253 code for a protein of 274 amino acids. The record is from RefSeq and is a predicted model, not a curated record. The transcript is spliced from 5 exons. NCBI's taxonomy places the organism in Eukaryota, Viridiplantae, Streptophyta, Magnoliopsida, Celastrales, Celastraceae.